AUGGCGAACUAUGAAAUGACAAGCGUAAAUAAUAACCAAUUCCUCAAUGAGGCAUGGUCGAUAGAACAAAAUAUCGACAGAAUUUCUAAUAACAUUACAUCCAUCCGGGAUAUCCAAACAAGAAUAGUUGUAGCUGUUGCUACCGCUCAAGAAUCUGCUCUGGCGCAGGAACGAGACCAGCUUAU
This is a messenger RNA of Acaulospora morrowiae, 185 nucleotides long. The record is from the annotation of a GenBank genome assembly. NCBI's taxonomy places the organism in Eukaryota, Fungi, Glomeromycota, Glomeromycetes, Diversisporales, Acaulosporaceae.